Vombatus ursinus (common wombat) is the source of this 1689-nucleotide messenger RNA. Its product is annotated as E3 ubiquitin-protein ligase HUWE1-like. The transcript has 9 exons. The record is from RefSeq and is a predicted model, not a curated record. NCBI's taxonomy places the organism in Eukaryota, Metazoa, Chordata, Mammalia, Diprotodontia, Vombatidae. The coding region runs from base 156 to 1211 and encodes 351 amino acids.
UUCCCAGCCAUUUCACACAACAGUGAACCAAAGAGACAAACUGUGAGAGUGACCAGGAGAGGAGCAACAAACAGGCCAGCAGCCCUUGCCCUGGGCAGUCUACUAGUAGUGCCAUCUCCACUGACUUCUGGGACUUGUUGGUAAAACUUGACAACAUGAAUGUCAGCCGUAAAGGCAAAAAUUCCAUCAGGUCUGUACCUAUGAGCACUGGUGGUGAGGGGGAGACAUUUCCUUACAGUCUUGAGGCCUCACCACUGGGGCAGCUCAUGAACAUGUUGUCACACCCAGUCAUCCGACGGAGCUCCCUCUUGACUGAGAAACUUCUCAGACUCCUGUCUCUCAUCUCCAUUGCUCUCCCAGAAAACAAAGUGACAGAAGUACUGGCUAACCAUGGCACUAGUAGUUCUGCCCCCUCUACUGCUGUCACCACAACUUCUACCACUGCUUCCACUACCACCACCACCACAGCUGCCACUGCUCCUUUCACACCUAUUCCUGCCCUAGAUGUAACUGGGGCUUCUGAAUUGGCAACUUCCACUGCUGUUUCAAUUACUAAUACUAAGAACAUCAAAUCCCCAGCAAAGUCUGGAGAAGGGGGAAGUGGUGGCAGUGCUGACAAGAUAGUGGCAUCAGGCCUAACAGAAAACCAGCUCCAACUCUCUGUAGAGGUAUUGACAUCACACUGCUGUUCAGAGGAGGGUCUGGAAGAUGCAGCCAAUGUCUUGCUACAGCUGUCUAGGGGGGAUCCUUUGACCCGAGACACCGUAAUCAAGCUGCUUUUGAAUGGUGCCAAACACCUGGGUUGCACUCUCUGCAAGCAAAUUGGAACCCUUCUGGCUGAACUUCGAGAAUACAACGUAACACAGCUACGUGGAACCCAUUGUGAGACUCUUUCUCCAGAUGGUCUACCUGAAGAACAGCCACAAGCCACUAAGUUGAAAGGAAAGAUGCAGAGCAGGUUUGAUACUGCUGAGAAUGUAGUGAUAGUGGCCUCUCAAAAACGCCCCUUAGGUGAUCGGGAGCUCCAGCUACCUUCUAUGUCCAUGCUGACAUCCAAAACAUCCACCCAGAAGUUUUUCCUGCGAGUGCUACAGGUCAUCAUCCAACUUCGGGAUGAUACUCGAAGGGCCAACAAGAAAGCCAAGCAAACUGGCAGGCUAGUUGCUUCUAGCCUGGGCUCGGCUAGCAGCAUCCAGGCAGCUGGAGGCUGAGGCUGAUGCCAUUACACAAAUGUCGGAGUCAGGACAAUCAGAGGUUUCUGCCCGAAGAGAUGAAUCUCCCAUGGAUGUAGACCAGCCGUCCUCUGUCACUCAAGAUGUGCAGCCUGUUGGCUCUGAAGGACCUCAACAGGGAGAGAAGGAAAAAGAGGAAAGGCCCCCCAGACCUUCCAUUACUAAGUGAACAGUUGAGCCUGGAUGAACUUUGGGACAUGCUCGGUGAAUGUUUGAAAGAACUAGAGGAAUCCCAUGACCAGCGUGCUGUAUUGGUACUACAACCUGCUGUUGAGACUUUUUUUCUAGUACAUGCCACUGAGCAAGAGAACAAGCCACCUGUAAGGGACACCCGUGAGAGCCAGCUUGCCCACAUCAAAGAUGAGCCUCCACCACUUUCUCCUGCCCCUUUAACCCCUGCUGCUCCUUCGUCCCUGGACCCAUUCUUCUCCAGGGAACCUUCAUCUAUGCAUAUCUC